Molecule: messenger RNA, 654 nt
Organism: Aspergillus bombycis
Lineage: Eukaryota; Fungi; Ascomycota; Eurotiomycetes; Eurotiales; Aspergillaceae
Exons: 3
Coding region: 1-654 (217 amino acids)
Source: RefSeq, a predicted model, not a curated record
AUGUCUGGCACGCCAGCCAGAGAACGGAUUGAGAGAGAGCUGGCAGCACGUGGCACGAAGAAAUACAGGCUCUUCUUCGGUCCCCCCAUCUACCCAUGCAAGUCGAGCGACGCAAUCUUUCCAAAGUGGGACACGGUUCGCAAUCGGAUUCUGCAAGUCGUUGAUGUGUCUGGGUUUCAGCUUCUCGGGUGUUAUCGCAUUGGGUACGAUUUUGGUGUUGAGAACAGCACCCUUUCUGUCCUCGUCACGAUCGACCCGAAGCACAAGCGAGACUGGCGUAUUGUUGAGCACGAUAUCAAGGAUAUAGUAACAAGUUUGACCUUCAUAUGGUCGAUAUGCGCAUCUUCAAGGAUCGUGGUAUUCUCUGUGCCAGUCGGUCGUCGACCGGAAGACAAAGCGGACAGGAUUGAUCAGCAGAGGAACUCAGAGUCCUUUCGCAUUCUGGAGGAGGCCCAAGCGGAAGGGGACCUCCAUGGAGAUCUGGAACAAAAGUGGGGAGCCCUCAGGAAGCGCCUUAGAGUCCUAGAAAGCCAUCUUGCAGAGCUAGAGGCCUACAAACGGGCAAACAGUUAUGAAUUUGGCGAAGUUUGGGUUGAUUCUGGUGAUGAUACUCGAAGCACGACAACAAUUAUGGACUGGGCACUGUUUCGUUGA